AUGCCUGCGCCUGUCAGUCUCCGUCUGCCUCUCACAGCGCUGUGCCUCCUGGUGCUCAGCUCUGCGCUGUGCGUGACUGAGGUACUCGGAUGGGGCUGCGUGGGCCACAUGCUCUUCGCCGAGAUCGCGCGCCGCCAGCUGGACGAUAAAAACAAGGAAAAGAUUCAGGUGAUGGCGGCAGUAUUUUCGGACAACGGUCCGUUCCCGACGUCCCCGGACAUGGUGCAAGCGGCAUGCUGGGCGGAUGACGUGAAGCUUUGGCGUCAGUACGCCAUGCGCACGUGGCACUAUUACGAUAAGGUGUACAACCCCGAAAACAUCAAUAUCACCGAUCCGGUCGAUACAGUGAACGCCCUGACCGCGAGCCGCAGUAUGGUGACCUCGCUUAAGAACCCGAAAGCGCCGCUGUACUUGUUGAACUUUGCUUGGGUGAACCUGGUGCACAUCUUUGGCGAUCUGCAUCAGCCCCUGCACACGAUAUCUAGGUACUCUGCCACAUACCCGCACGGGGAUCAAGGAGGCAACGCGGUUACGGUUCGUGCAGGCAGAAGAAAGGUGAAGCUGCAUGCCCUCUGGGAUAAUAUUUGCACUGCCACGCCUCCACGCUACCAGCGGCCCCUCUCCUACACCGACCUCUUCGCCCUCUCUGCGACAGCGGACCGGCUGCUGGAAACUUACACGUUUUCAGAGAAGUUGCGGACACUCGUGAGCGUGAAGGCGAUUCAUGAGGAGAGCUACAUGUUUGCGGUAAACAGCAGCUACCCCGGCGUCACACCAGGUGCGACUCUCAGUGAUGCCUACCUUGAUCAAUGCAAGCGUGUCGCUGAGGCUCGACUGACGCUUGGCGGAUACCGCCUCGGCUACCUUCUGAAUCAGCUGCUGUCGGGCAUCAAUGUGGACGAGGCCGCACUGGAGGCGCACCGCGCUGCGCGUCCGAAGUGGAGCGCGUAA
This is a messenger RNA of Leishmania mexicana MHOM/GT/2001/U1103, 951 nucleotides long. RefSeq names its product p1/s1 nuclease. Lineage: Eukaryota; Euglenozoa; Kinetoplastea; Trypanosomatida; Trypanosomatidae. The transcript has a single exon. Gene Ontology annotation, biological process: DNA catabolic process. The record is from RefSeq and is a predicted model, not a curated record. Bases 1 to 951 code for a protein of 316 amino acids. Gene Ontology annotation, molecular function: nucleic acid binding; endonuclease activity.